Zymoseptoria tritici IPO323 is the source of this 402-nucleotide messenger RNA. RefSeq lists its product as uncharacterized. Bases 1 to 402 code for a protein of 133 amino acids. The record is from RefSeq and is a predicted model, not a curated record. NCBI's taxonomy places the organism in Eukaryota, Fungi, Ascomycota, Dothideomycetes, Mycosphaerellales, Mycosphaerellaceae. The transcript has a single exon.
AUGCAAUUCUCAAUCUUCCGAUUCCUCCUCCUCGCCCUAGUGGUAUCCUGCCUCAUCUCAAGCGUCAUGGGCGAACCACUCGCCAAGAAGGCGAAGGCCAAACCGCCCGUCAAAACCAUCCAGGGAGGCAAAUACGAGUGCAAAGCCCGCCGCCGAGGCUAUGUCAUCAACUACAACGUCCGCAUCGGCCGUGCGUGGAACAAGAAGCAGUGCAAGCAGGCCUACAAUGCCCUUCACUGGGUCGGGCGCUCCGCUUACAAGUGCAACAAGAUGGCUGGAGGCCACAUGCAUCUCAAGUUCAACGCCAUGUGGGACUCGCAGAAGAGUCUCAACGAGGCGCUUAAUAAGGUUUUCCCUGUUAUCGCGAACAAUAAUGGUGGGUUCAAUUGCCCUAGGCAGUGA